AAUGAUUUAUCAAGAAUUGUUAUCUAGAACACCUCCCCCUGUAAACUGCUGAUCAUACAGAAAGUUUUAGAGAACAUGAGAGACCUGAUUUUUGUGAUUCUGUUUUACACUAUUUGCUACGAAAUUCUGUAAAACUUAAAGAUUGUUCAGAAAUCUCAGAAGUCUAGACACUGAUUAAAGAAAAGAAGAAUGAAGGUGACCAGUUCUAGUUUACUUGUCGUCUCCAACCGUCUUCCAUUCACACUAACUCGUGGCUCGGACGGAUCUCUUCUCCGUGUCCCGGCUGCAGGUGGUCUAGUUACAGCAGUAGCUCCAGUAGUUGUGCAAAGUAAAGGUUUAUGGUUGGGUUGGCCUGGGUUGGAUUUAUCUCCUGAAGAUAGUAUUCCUGAAUCUGAGAUAUCAGAUACUAGUCCUGCAGCUCUACUCACCAGUAAUCAGAUUAUUCCAAUACAUCUUACAAAGGAUGAGUUCCAGUUGUACUACAAUGGUUGCUGCAACGCAACCUUCUGGCCUCUAUUCCACAGUAUGCCUGACAGAGCUGUAUUUGAUGAAUCCUAUUGGGAAGCUUACAAGCUUGUUAAUCUCAAGUUUGCGACCUCCACUCUUCAAGCUCUUAGAAAUAUUAAAAAGGAUCCAGAUAAUAUUCCUGUAAUUUGGAUUCACGAUUAUCAUCUUAUGAUUGCAGCUACAACCAUACGUCAGGUUGCAGAGGAGGAAAACCUGCUCUGUAAAAUUGGAUUCUUUCUCCACAUACCCUUCCCACCUUGGGAUAUGAUCAAGAUCUUUCCCUGGCACGAUCAUAUACUCCAGGGAAUCCUGGGGUGCGAUCUGGUCGGGUUCCAUAUUGAGGAUUAUUGUAUCAACUUUAUUGAAUGCUGCCAGAGAGGGUUGGGAUGCAGAAUAGACAGGAUAGGGUUCCUGGUGGAGCAUGGAGGGAGAACGGUUCGGGUUCGUCCUCUCCCGAUCAGUAUUCCGUAUCUCAGGUUCGAGGAGUUGGCUAACAAAGCUCCAGACUCACAAUGGACCAGUCUUCAGGUUAUCCUUGGUGUGGACAGAUUAGAUUAUACCAAGGGAUUAGUAAACAGAUUCAAAUCCUUCGAACGUCUUCUCUCUGAUCACCCUGAAUACCUGGGGAAGGUUAUGCUAUUCCAGGUUGCAGUCCCGAGUAGGACGGAUGUCCGGGAGUACCAGGAGCUGAAGGAGCAGAUGGAUCAAUUAGUUGGAAAUAUCAACGGUAGGUUCUCAACAGCUCAAUGGUCUCCAAUCCGGUAUAUUUAUGGUUGUCUACCACAGUCUGCACUGGCAGGGUUCUAUAGGGAUGCUGACGUGGCGCUGAUUACUCCACUCCGGGACGGGAUGAACUUGGUGGCCAAGGAAUUUGUUGCCUGUAGAACAAAAGAACCUGGAGUUCUUGUUCUCUCUCCUUUCGCUGGAGCCGGAGAAAUGAUGAAUGAGGCACUUUUAGUAAACCCGUAUGAGAUUGGGAACGUAGCUAAAGUUCUCCACCGAGCUCUGUGUAUGCCCGGAGAUGAACGGGAACUGAGGAUGAAUUCUUUACGAAACCGGGAACGCAAACAUGAUGUUAAUUUCUGGAUGCACAGUUUUCUGAAAGCUAUUGGUGCUCUUCUAGAGGAAGACGGAGAAGAAAUCCUUCCAACCCAGAUGCAGCCGGUAGGGAUCCAGGAUUUUGAGGAGUAUCUUGGUAAGUAUGUCGGAGACAAUUCCAUCCUUGCUCUUCUCCUGGACUAUGACGGGACCUUGAGCCCUAUAGCUUCUCACCCAGAUCUAGCAACAAUCCCUGCUGAGACUAAGAAGGUACUGCAGAGGUUAGCUACUAUUCCAGAUGUGUUUAUUGGAGUAAUUAGUGGUCGUGGAGUUAAUAACGUGAAGGAGAUGGUUGGGAUCGAAGGGAUUACGUAUGCUGGAAACCAUGGAUUAGAGAUUAUUCAUCCUGACGGUAGCAAGUUUACUCAUCCUAUGCCCUGUGAGCUGGAAGGGAAGGUUGGAGUACUAUUACAGCAACUUCAAGAAGAAUGUUGUCGGGACGGAGCUUGGGUUGAGAAUAAAGGUGUUCUCCUCACAUAUCAUUAUAGAAACGUUGAGAGGAGUAAACAGGAACCACUUGUACAGCGGGCUCGGGAGUUAAUCAGCGCAGCUGGGUUUAAGAUUGGGUCAGCUCACUGUGCUCUAGAGAGUAAACCUCCAGUAGCUUGGGACAAGGGGAGAGCUUCCAUUUAUAUUCUUAGAACAGCAUUCGGAGUAGACUGGUCGGACAGAAUUCGAAUAAUCUACGCUGGAGAUGAUGUUACGGAUGAAGACGCAAUAUCUGCGCUCAAGGGAAUGUCUUUUACAUUCCGUAUCUCCAACUCCAACCUAACUCAGACCGGAGCUGACAAGCGGCUCCCUAGUACUGACUCCGUCCUAACCCUGCUCCGCUGGGUGGAGAAACAUAUGUCGGAGAGGAAACCAAGGAGCUCGGAGAGCAGAGAAAACAGAAGUCAGGUAGAGCCUGGAACUGGUUUGUUUGAGGCCCCGACCAGCUCUAUCUGCCACAUCCCUUCAUAAUCCAACUGAUAUAUUCCUAAACAUGGUUAGAAUAUAUAAAUAUAUUUACCAUCAUCCGAGAGAUAUUAUUGAUCCAGGAUUAACUUUCUUGCCCUGCAGUGCAGUGGCGGGAUAUUAUAUUAUUUUACUGUCCUUUAGAAUAGUUGUGAAAUACAACAUCUUGCGGAGAUUUUAAUUCUAGAAAUGAAUUCGUGGAUUUAAUCAUUCAAAGGACGACAAAAGAUCUGAUACCUCUUUUCAUAAUCUAAUAUAUCAUCCUUAUAUCUUGCAACCUUGGUGGCGUUAUAGACGUCUGCUUGUUCAAACUAUGAAUUCUGUCAAUUCUCAUAGUUGAUAAAUAUCAAAGGUUAACACCAUUAGGUUGCACAAAUUUGGGGAUUAGAAAAUUAGAGUUUGAGACAAGUGAUCAAUUCCUAUGUAAACGAUUUUGUUUUAUUUGGACAAUUUCUAGUUUGGAAGAACUUGGACAAUUUGGCCUUUAACCACCCCCCUGUCCUAUGUCUUGUGAGGGAACACUGGAAAACUGGAAAACAUUCCCUAAAGAAUAAUUGUAAAAAACAAAAAUGUUGAAAAUGACUGGAAUAAUGUAUAAUAUAUAUACAAAAUAUGUAUAUACGUACAUUGUAAAAUGUAUUUAUAUAUACAAGUUCAUUUGUUUACCUAAACAUGUGAUAUUAUGUACAUUUUGGACUUUAUGUAAUAAUAGUAUUAUGUAUAGCAUGACAAUAAACAUUUUACGCGUUA
Molecule: messenger RNA, 3309 nt
Organism: Eurytemora carolleeae
Lineage: Eukaryota; Metazoa; Arthropoda; Copepoda; Calanoida; Temoridae
Gene: Tps1
Product: alpha,alpha-trehalose-phosphate synthase [UDP-forming]
Exons: 12
Coding region: 190-2565 (791 amino acids)
Biological process (GO): trehalose biosynthetic process
Cellular component (GO): alpha,alpha-trehalose-phosphate synthase complex (UDP-forming); cytosol
Molecular function (GO): catalytic activity
Source: RefSeq, a predicted model, not a curated record